Messenger RNA from Alosa alosa (allis shad), 6282 nucleotides. RefSeq names its product laminin, gamma 3 (gene lamc3). NCBI's taxonomy places the organism in Eukaryota, Metazoa, Chordata, Actinopteri, Clupeiformes, Clupeidae. The record is from RefSeq and is a predicted model, not a curated record.
AGUCCUCUCAGGGACGACACAUGUUCUCUGACUACAAAGAGCACAAGGAGAAGAGAAGGACUGAGAGAGAAAGACUGAGACGGACAGAGAGAAAGACUGAGACGGACAGAGAGAAAGACUGAGACGGACAGAGAGAAAGUAGCUCAAAGGCAGAGAUCUGAUUUAUUUUUUUAGUUGACAUCUCUGAUGUUUCUGCAGUUGAGUUUGUGAAUUGUUUGUCUAAGGAGUUGCAUCAGGUCUUGUGUCUUGCCUUGUGGGGAAAGUGGUGUAUGAGUCCCUGUGUUCUUCUGAAGUAGGUUUAAAGCUGUGUGUGUGUGUGUGUGUGUUUGUGGUUGCUGUGAGUGUUUGCGAGUGUGUUUUUGGUAGCUGUGAGUGUUUGCGAGAGUGUGUGUGUAUGGGGGGGAAUAAACAUCUGUGUGCUGUCUGACUUAGGGGCAGAGGCAGCUGUUUCUACUGUAGAAGGCAUUCUGUGUAGGUGUUAUCAGGUACUGUAUAGUGUGAGCUGGGUCUUCCUAUACUCUUGAGUUCAUUUGCUUCAAAGUGUGUGUGUGGGUGUGUUUCCUGCACGUGUUGCUGCAAUUGUGUUGCACUUAAACUCCCCAGUAUUAUGUGCAAGUGAAUGCUUUGUGCAAACAGAUUGCCCUGAGUGUGUUUCUGCAGUUUGAGUGUGUGCUGUGUAUAGUGUGUGUUUGUGUGUGUGUGUGUUGUGUAUAUCAGCAGCAGUAGUUGUUUAUUUAUAGCUUAGGAAUGGCAUCCUUCCUCCUCCUUUUCCUCUCCUCGUGUCCUCUCGUCGCCAUGGCAGCCAUGGACACUUGCUAUGACGAUGAAGGCCGGUCGAGUCGCUGCAUGCCCAAGUUCGAGAACGCGGCCUUCAACCGCACCAUAAUGGCGUCCAACACGUGCGGCUCGCCGCCCGAGGACUACUGCAUGCAGACGGGGUCAACACGCUUCUGUCACACCUGUGACCUGUCCGACCCCGAGCGCCACCACAACGCCACGUUCCUGACCGACUUCCACAAUGGGGACGAACCCACCUGGUGGCAGAGCCAGUCCAUGUUCUACGGAGUGCAGCACCCCAACUCCAUAAACCUCACUCUACACCUAGGCAAGGCGUUUGAGAUCACGUACGUGCGUCUGAAGUUCUACACCAGCCGGCCGGAGAGCUUCGCCAUCUACAAGCGCUCGGAGGAAGACGGGCCCUGGCAGCCGUACCAGUUCUAUAGCGGCUCGUGCGCUAAGACGCAUGCCCGUGGCGCCCGCUUCCUGCGGCCCGGCGACGACACGAAGCCCUCCUGCAAUUCGGCGAAGUUCAGCGACAUCUCGCCGCUCACCGGGGGCAACGUGGCCUUCUCCACACUCGAGGGACGCCCUAGCGCUUACAACUUCGACCAGAGCCCAGUGCUGCAGGACUGGGUGACAGCUACGGACCUGCUGAUAUCUCUAGACAGGCUCAACACAUUUGGGGAUGAGUUUUUUAAGGAUGCAAAAGUGCUUCGCUCGUACUUCUACGCCAUCUCUGAUUUCACAGUGGGCGGCAGGUGUAAGUGUAACGGCCAUUCCAGUGAGUGUGUGGCAGGUGACACGGGCAAGCUGGAGUGUGUGUGUGAGCACAAUACCGCAGGAGUGGACUGCCAGCUGUGUGCCCCUUUUCAUCAGGAUCGUCCAUGGGCACGCGCCACCAGCGACUCCGCUAACGAGUGUGUGAAGUGUAAUUGCAGCGGCCAUGCGGAUGCGUGUGUGUUUGACGCGGAGCAGUACCGCAGCACAGGCAGCGGGGGGCGCUGUGUAGGCUGCAGAGACCACACUGCUGGGCCUCACUGUGAGACGUGCCAGCAGAACUUCUAUAGGCACUCACCACUGGAGCCCUGCACGAACUGCAGCUGCAACGCCAUGGGCUCUGUCAGUCUGCAGUGUGACACACUAGGUGUGUGUGUGUGUCGUGAGCAUGUAAGGGGACUGAAGUGUGAUGUAUGUGAGCCUGGGUUCCACUCCCUCAGCCCAGUUGGAUGCAGGGGUUGUCAGUGUGAUGUAAGGGGCAGUGUGGAAGUGUGCUCUGCUGACAAUGGCCGCUGCCACUGCAAGACCAAUGCUGAGGGACACAACUGUGACAGGUGUCGACCUGGCACAUAUAACCUGCAGGAAGAGGACCCUGAAGGUUGCCAGCCCUGUUUCUGCUUUGGCCACUCCCUCGUCUGUUCAUCUUCCAAUCAGCACACUCCAAUCAACAUCACCUCUAACUUCCUGGAUGAUGCUGAGGGCUGGACAGGUCGUUUCUCAGACGGUCAGGACUCCGCCCUGCUGUGGAAAGAGGGUGAGGUCUACCUGCUCCCCUACAGCGACCACGACUUAGGCUACUACUCUGCACCAGCUAAGUUUCUAGGGAGCCGGUUACUAAGUUACGGCCAGACCCUUUGGAUCCGUUUCCUGUCGGAGAUUCCGGGACUCCUGCCCCAGAGCGUCACCGUAGUGAUGGAGGGUUCCGGAAUGUUGCUGUCUGCCCAACUCUCUCCCCAGACUGACCGGCUAGCCCAAGGCCACAGCACAGCAGUCUUCAGUCUCAGGAGAGUGCACCUGCACAGAUUUCACUACUGGUCCAACCUGUGAGAGAUGCCUGGAUGGUUACUACGGCAAUGCAUUGAUUGGCAGCUCCAGAGACUGCCAGCCCUGCCCCUGUCCGGACCGCACCACCUGUGCCCAGCUGCCUGACACAGGGGAUGUGGUCUGUACCAACUGCCCCCAUGGACAGAGGGGCACCAGGUGUGAGAUGUGUGAGGACGGUUUCUACGGCGACCCCCUGGGGCUACGGGGCGCAGUGCGCCCGUGUGUGAGGUGCGAGUGUAACUUUAACGUGGACCCCAACGCGUUGGGUGUGUGUGACCAUGUGACGGGGCGCUGUCUGAAAUGCCUUGGACACACAGCCGGUGACCACUGCGAACGUUGCCAGCCCGGUUACUAUGGCGAUGCGAUGGAACCGGACCGCAACCCCUCCCAGAAGUGCAAACCAUGCAACUGUAAUCCUGCGGGCACCUCUGGGUCUCCGCACGAGUGCCACCCCGUGACGGGCAUGUGCCGUUGCCUGAGCGACGUGAUUGGACGCGACUGUGGGCAGUGCGAACCCGGCUUCUUCAACCUGCAGCCAGGCCGGGGCUGCGAGAGAUGUAACUGCAAUCCCAUUGGCUCCUCAUCACCAGCCUGUCACCCAAUCACGGGCCAGUGUGUGUGUCGCGUGGGGGUGCAGGGGACAUCAUGUGACUCCUGUCGUCUGGGGUUCUUUGGUUUCUCGUCCAGAGGGUGCAGAGCCUGUAACUGUGACCCAAUGGGCUCAGUCUCCAUGCAGUGCCAUGGCAACGGAACCUGCCUGUGUCGCCAGGGUUUCGUGGGCUACAAGUGUGACAAGUGUGAGAUGAACUACUUCCACAACCGACACACGCACCAGUGCGAGGAGUGCCCCGUGUGUUACAGUCUCAUCAGAGACCAGGCUACCCAGCUGAAGGCCAAAAUGAAGGCCCUGGAGAAACUGCUGGCACACUACGACUGCCGGAACAUGCCCAGACGCCCGAUGCACCGCUACCACAACUACCUGCACCAGCCUCACAGGCACCAGCAGCACGUGCAUGAGCGUCACGGGCACGAGCAGCAACACGGGCAUCAGCAACAACACGGGCACGAGCAGCAACGCGUGCAUGAGCAUCACGGGCACCAGCAGCAACACAGGCACCAGCAGCAACACGGGCACCAGCAACAUCACAGGCACGAGCAGCAACACGUGCACCAGCAUCAUGUGCACGAGCAGCAACACGUGCACCAGCAUCAUGUGCACGGGCAGCAUGAGCGAUCCCAGCUGUGGCGCAGCAACUUGGUGCAAGAGUAUCGGGAUGAGGACUACCUCCCCAACUCCAUAGAGGACUUCCUAGCCAUACAAGAGGCGCGUGAGGCCUUCAUCAAGCAGUUCUCACAGCUGGAAACAUCUGCACACACCCUGGAGUUACACCUGCGCAGCGUUGCCACAGUGAUGAACUGCAGCCUGCGAGAGCAGAAGGGAGGGAUGGAGGUGGAGAAAGAGGAAGAAGAGAAGAAGAACGAGGGAAGAGUGACGGAGGAGUGUGAGCCUCUAAUUGAGACUUACGGUGCCGUCAGGGGAGUACUGACACAGCUGGAGCAGGCAACACGUGACCUGGGCAACAUGGUCAUCCCCUUCUCCAUCCCGAAAGGCCCCAACGAGUGGAACGCUGCAGUCAACGAAUCUCAAAUACUGGCAGAGAGCCACGUCAAGGCAGCCGGUCGCAUGGAAUCGAUCGCCAGCGAGGCACUGCGAGUAUCGAACCAGACCUACUCCCUACUGCUCAGGCUGCUGGAGGAGAACUCAACCGAGCACUACAUCCAAGGCCUGGCACAACGGUUGUCGGACAUGCAGCAGCUGAAGGGGAACCUGUCCUCUCAGGUGAACGAAAGUCUGGAGGCUCACCUGUCUCUCGAGGAGCAGCACGUCGAGGUGGAGGCCAUCUUGAAGAACAUCUCCUCCUCCAUGUCAGAGCUGCACACACACACACAGACCCACACCCACACCCACACACACACCACCGGCUCCUCCAUCAGCCUGCCUGCGGGAGAGUCCAACCUCAACGCCAGCCAGGCCAAUGCCACAGCAGAGGAUACACUGCUAGGAAUCCAGGUGCAGAGCCUGGAGGAGCGGAGCUCAGAGCUGGCCGAGCAGGUCCAGUCUAAAGAAGACCUGGCCAUCAGGACCAGAGGGGAGCUGGACCCAAGCCUCACACACGGUCAGAACAACAUCAAGACCAUCCAAGAGUUCCAGCAGCUGACGGACCUGGCCGAGGGGUUAAAGGUGGCGUCUCUAUCGUCUGUGGUGAAGGCCAAGGAGGUUGAGUCUGAGGCCUCUGCCCUGCAGAGAAAUCUAGAAGGUAUGCAGAAGAAGUGGCCCCGCCUGCAGACGCAGACCAAGGCAGCAGUGCAGAAAGCCCGUUUAGUGGAGGACAAGCCACUGGCCGAGGCCAAGAAGAAGGUCAAGGUCGCCGAGAGACUCAUCCGAGUCGCCAUGGACAACGCUACGCAGGCCAACGCCACUGCAGUCCAGGCAGAGGACUCUGCCCACGCUGUCUCCAAGAACGCAAAAGCGACCCGGACGCAGACGAAGCAGGCCAAGAGAGCGUCUGUGCAGCUGAGAUCAUCUGUGGAGGAGGCGGGGCUUCAGCUGAGUGAACCGGAGCGCAUCGUCACACAGAUGCUCUCGCAGACGCAGACAGAGGAGCCUGAGGCUUCACUGGGGAGUGUGAUGAAGAAGAUGGAGACGGCCAAGCUUCAGCUGGAGUCAUACACACACACACUGACUCAGCUGCUCAGCAAAUUAGAAGAGGACUCGUCUCUAGAGAAGUUCGACCAUAUCCUGAACGAGACGGCCUCGCGGCUGCUGGUCCUGAGACGCAGCGUGGAGAGUCCAGCACUGUCCGGCAAGAUCCAGACCCUGAAGACCGCAGCCCAGGAGCAGAAGAACCAGAUGACCCGCUUGGACCAGAACCUCCAGGAGAUCCGGGAGGAGCGGGCCAGCCUGCAGGAUAUUGUGCUCACCCUCCCCAAAUCCUGCCCUUAAAGGAACUCUCACACUGCCCAGACAAUGCCCAACCAGAGCCUUCUAUGGCUCUGUGCCCAACAAACCCCAACGUUCUAAAGUUGCCCAGACAAUACCAAACAAACCCCAACGUUCUAAAGUUGCCCAGACAAUACCAAACAAACCCCAACGUUCUAAGGUCGUUGCUGGUUGCAGUCAGAGGGGGUUAAAGUGGAGCUAGUAAUCAAGGAUCUUAGUUGCAGUCUUUAGAUUGUUCAGAAAACCAACUGCCAUCUCCACACUGCACAGACAGUAAUUGAAAAGACAAUUCAAACAAGUCAAACAACACCAUCCAACAAACACCAGCAGACACAGACUGACAGUGCACACUGUUGGUUUUUGUUGGAGAUUGUUGGUGUUUUUUGGGGCAGUGUGCUAGCACCUUAACACAAGGCCCUCUCCAGGCCAAGGCACUGCAUUAUACCAUUCCAGAAUUAGACUUUAGCAAAUAUAACGGACAUCAUUUAGCUCCGGGCCAUUUUUAUGCACAGUUUUAUUUUUAUACCUUUUUUGCUAGGUUUUUCUUGUUUACACCCUAGACUGUAUAAAUAAGUUUACAUGCACAUAACAUAAGGCGGUAGUGUUAAAGGAGAGAUUUUUCAGUCAGAUAAACAGUUGAUUAUACCAAAGAGGUCACGUCAAUAAAACAUUAUACCUAA